Messenger RNA from Candida albicans SC5314, 1062 nucleotides. RefSeq lists its product as uncharacterized. Gene Ontology annotation, biological process: fatty acid elongation, saturated fatty acid; fatty acid elongation, polyunsaturated fatty acid; very long-chain fatty acid biosynthetic process. The coding region runs from base 1 to 1062 and encodes 353 amino acids. Gene Ontology annotation, molecular function: fatty acid elongase activity. Gene Ontology annotation, cellular component: endoplasmic reticulum membrane. The record is from RefSeq and is a predicted model, not a curated record. The transcript has a single exon. NCBI's taxonomy places the organism in Eukaryota, Fungi, Ascomycota, Pichiomycetes, Serinales, Debaryomycetaceae.
AUGUUGGCAAAAUUCAAAUUACCAAAUGCUGAGGUAUGGAAAACUUUCCCACCAUUCGAUACACCAGUUCCUCCAAGUCCAUUUGAGAAUGAAUUUUUAAAUAAAAUAUACUAUGCAUCAAUGAAUGUAACUACUCCUUUAACCAUUGCCAUUAUUUAUUUCACUUCGGUUCAUUUCAUUAAUUCAAUUAUUAGAAAUAAACAAAUUGCUAAAUACAACUCCAAAACUUCUUCAGAAUCAAAAGUCGACAUAACUAAAUUGGAUGAUAAAAAAUUACAAAAAAUUUUACCAACGGUUCCUAACUCAAUUGCUAAAACUUCAAUUUUCAAAUUAUUUGUUUUUUUACAUAAUGUUUUCUUAUGUUUAUAUUCAAUUUGGACAUUUUUAGGUAUGUCACAUACUAUUGCCACCACAAUGAAUUUAUUUGAAGGCAAUUUUUUACAAUCAUUAGUUAAUUAUCAACCUAAAAAAUUAGAUAUUUUCCUUCAUUCAGUAUGUGAUCCUAAAAUUGGGAUUUUUUCAAGACUUUUAACUAAUGAAAAAGGUUUACAUAAUUUAGAAGUAUUUGGUUGGUGGUUUUAUAUUUCCAAAUUUUAUGAAGUUUUAGAUACUGCCAUUAUUUUAUUAAAAGGAAGACCAAGUUCACUUUUACAAAGUUAUCAUCAUGCUGGGGCUAUGAUGUGUAUGUGGGCCGGUAUUAGAUAUCAAUCUCCACCAAUUUGGAUUUUUGUGGUAUUUAAUUCAUUUAUUCAUUCAUUAAUGUAUUUUUAUUUUUCAUUAAGUUGUUUGAAAAUUAGAGUACCCAAUUUUUUCAAAAGAAUCUUGACAACGAUGCAAAUCACUCAAUUUAUUGUUGGUGGUUCAAUUGCCAUUUUACAUUCAUUUGUUUGGAUUGUUGAUACUAGUCAUGUCAUUAGUCCCGAUAAUUUGAAAUGGGUUAGUUGUAUUAGUACUCCAGAUCAAGCAUUACCUAUUUUAAUUAAUGUUCUUUAUUUAUUACCAUUAACUGCAUUAUUCACUGCUUUCUAUAUUGAAAGUUAUUUGAAAAAAAAAUCUGCAUAA